Molecule: messenger RNA, 1224 nt
Organism: Austrofundulus limnaeus
Lineage: Eukaryota; Metazoa; Chordata; Actinopteri; Cyprinodontiformes; Rivulidae
Source: RefSeq, a predicted model, not a curated record
GUAGGGAGGACUACACAGCAGUGACUGGUUCUUCAUCCUUCCCCCUUGACUUCUGUAGUCAUCGAUGGCUAGAAAAUGUAGAUGUUGCUGAGCGCGCUCUACAAAUUUUACCUUGUCUUAAGAUGUACAUCAAUGCUGCAAAAACAAAAACUGUAACAGAACCAUGCACUAAGUCUUUCAUUGCUGCUCAAAAAAUUGUUGAAGAUGAACUUAUCCCAGCAAAGCUGAACUUCUUUAUAAUGGUGGCAAGAGAAAUUACCCCGUUUCUGAAGUUGUACCAGACUGAUAAACCCAUGCUGCCAUUUAUGAGCAAAGAUCUCACAAACAUGCUCAGAAGUCUAAUGGAAAAGUUUAUCAAGCCUGGUGUCAUGAAGGAUGCAACAACCGCAGUAAAGCUUCUGCAAGUUGACUUUGCUGACACAGAGAACCACAUGGAUCUCACCAAACUCAAAGUAGGAUUUAUCUCUCAGCGUGCCCUGGAGGACCACAUGAAGAAGAACCCAAAUGCUGACAGACUGAGGUUGGAGUUCAGACAAAUCUGCAAGCUGUUUUUAUUGAAAAUGGUGGCUAAGCUUUUAGAAAAGUCUCAUCUCAAAUAUCCUCUUUUGAGAAGCAUGUCUUUUCUGGAUCCAAGAGUGCUUCUUGAAAGCAAAGAGAUGAGCACCCGAAAACUCAUUACUGUUCUGCGUCUGCUUGUGGAAGCUGGCAGAAUUCAAGAGAAAUGCUGUGAUGAAACUCUAAGAGAGUUUGGCAACUUCUUUGACUUCAAUCUGAUGUCAGCAUCCCACUCUUUCAGAAGUUACCACCCAGAAAAUGAUCGUUUGGAUGAAUUGUACAAUGGAUGUUUAUCCAACAAAGUAGAGUAUCACAAUCUGUGGGAAGUAGUAAAUCUUGUCCUGAUCCUGUCACAUGGUCAAGCCUCUGUUGAGAGAGGUUUUUCUAUCAACAAGGAGGUAAUGGUACAAAAUCUCAAAGAACAUUCAUUGAUUGCACAGCGUGUUAUACAUGACCAUGUGCAAAGUAUUGGAGGGCUACUUAACAUAGCCUACACAAAGGAGCUACUCCUUUCUGCAGCUGCUGGUAGGCAGAAGUAUCACAUGUACCUUGAUGACCAAAAACGCCUGAAGCAGGAUGAGCAAAAAGCACAAAAAAGGAAAGAACUAACAGAUGAGAUAUCUGAAGUUAAAGCCAAAAAGAAGAGAAUGGAGGAGGACAUAAGUGUGC